AUGCGUGAGCUCAUCAAUGCAUCGCUGCUUGAACACGUCGGCGUCCCUGUCGAUGAAAGCCUUGCAGUCCUUUAUGGCACCUUUUACCAGCGUGAUGUGCAGUUGCUGAAGAUCAUCUCUUAUUUUUCUGAGCCUGUUGCCGAGCAUAUUGUCCUUCAGUUGCUUCAGGCUGCCUCUGAUAUCCCUGGCAGUGUACUUAAUGACGCCGCGCAGAAUGCUGAGUUUGUGCUUAACGUCUUCAACAUUCUCUGCUUUUAUGUCGCUGAUCCCAUUCGUGAUUUUAGUAAGGCCACUGAUUUUUUGGCUGCCAAGGUUCCACUCACCGUCGGCUAG
This is a messenger RNA of Babesia ovata, 333 nucleotides long. RefSeq names its product mitochondrial ATP-dependent RNA helicase, putative. The record is from RefSeq and is a predicted model, not a curated record. Bases 1 to 333 code for a protein of 110 amino acids. Lineage: Eukaryota; Apicomplexa; Aconoidasida; Piroplasmida; Babesiidae. The transcript has a single exon.